AUGGCGAUUCCCAUGACCAGGCUGGGCGGCCGAGCCCUGCACUCUGGCGACAAUGACCAAGUCGAGCGCGAAUACGACCGCUUGCGCGACCUGGCGCGCGCCGAGGCCGACAAGCGCGGCUCGUGCUUUGAUCGAUCCCGCCAGGCGUACCAGUCGGGCGACGGCGCCGCCGCCAAGGAGCUCUCGAACCAGGGCAAGAAGCACGACGCCAAGGUGCACGAGUACAACCGGCAGGCGUCCGACUACAUCUUCCGCGAGAACAACGCGCCGGGCAAGGUCGAGCCGGACUCCAUCGACCUGCACGGGCAGUUUGUCGACGAGGCCGAGCGCAUCCUCGAGGAGCGCAUCCGCGCGGACCAGGCGCGCGGCCAGACGCACCUGCACGCCAUUGUCGGCAAGGGCAACCACUCGGCCGGGCACGUCCAGAAGAUCAAGCCCAAGGUCGAGGCGCUGUGCAGCGAGCUGGGGCUCAAGUGCCGGACCGAGGAGAACGCGGGGAGGAUCUACAUUAAUCUGCAGGGCGGCGAGCCGCUCCCUCCGCAGCAGCACCCCGGAGGACACGGACAGCAGCAGCACCCGCACCCGCAACCGCACCCGCAGCCGCCGCACGGACAGCAGGACGAGACGGCCCAGUUUUUGGAAAAGGUGCUGCCGCGGGUGCUGCGCAAACUGGAAAAGGUCUGCUGCGUCGUCAUGUAA
Molecule: messenger RNA, 699 nt
Organism: Hirsutella rhossiliensis
Lineage: Eukaryota; Fungi; Ascomycota; Sordariomycetes; Hypocreales; Ophiocordycipitaceae
Product: smr domain-containing protein
Exons: 3
Coding region: 1-699 (232 amino acids)
Source: RefSeq, a predicted model, not a curated record